CAGUUCUCCCACAAUCCAUCUCUGUAGAAUCUUCGCGCUUCCUCUCCCGCAGAGAGAGCACGCCAAGAAAAUUUCUCUGCUUCCUUGUUCAGAUUCGAUCGGAACUUAGCCACCACUUUCGAUUAUUUCUCUCUGUCGUUGGCUCACUUGUUUUUUUCCGGUGGAGAUGGAAAUUAUCGCCUUUUAGGGCUUCGUUCUUUCACGUGAUUAUUCGGUGAAGACUCUCUUGUCGGGUUUUUCUAGAUUGGGGAUAUGGCUAUCAGGGUUACCGUCUCCUUCUCCGGCUAUGUCGCCCAAAACCUUGCCUCCUCCGCGGGAUUUCGCGUCGGAAAUUGUCGCGCCGUUCACGAAUGCUGGAUUAGGUCUCGAAUUUUCGGAUCGAACCAGAAGCCGGAAUUUGACCCUUCCGGCGCGGCAAGAAAUUACCGUCCCGACAUCCGACCCUCUAAUUCGAAAUGUUGGGUUAAGAAUUCGGCAUCGUCGUUUAGCACUCUCGCCGGAGAAAUUGUUGGUGAUAACUGUAGAAGCCCCCUUCUUUUAGGUUUGAUCUCGAUUAUGAAGUCAACUGCGUGUACUUCCGUUUCCUCGCCGAUGGCCAUGGGCAUAUUUGGCGUUUCUUCCUUCAAUGCCGCUUCGAUUAUACCAUUUUUACAGGGGUCGAAGUGGCUACCUUGUAACGAAUCGAUUCCACACUCAGCAAGCGCAGAAAUUGAGAGCUAUGGAGUUUUUGACAGCGCCGCGGACGAGGGCUUGAGCAAGCCGCCGAAUCCUCCGCGGUUAGAGAAGAGCAGCUGGUUUUCGCGGUUCUUGAAUAACUGUUCGGAGGAUGCGAAGGCCAUCGUCACAGCUUUGACAGUCAGCGUACUCUUCCGUUCCUUCUUGGCUGAGCCAAGGUCUAUACCUUCUUCAUCAAUGUAUCCCACCCUUGAUGUUGGCGACCGCAUCUUGGCAGAAAAGGUAUCAUAUUUUUUCAGAAAGCCGAGUGUUUCUGAUAUUGUUAUAUUUAAGGCUCCUCCAAUCUUGCAGGAAGUUGGUUAUAAGUCAAGUGACGUAUUCAUCAAGAGAGUUGUGGCAAAGGCUGGCGAUUAUGUUGAGGUUCGGGAUGGAAAACUCUUGGUGAAUGGUGAUGCUCAAGAUGAGGAGUUUAUCUUGGAGCCGCUUUCCUAUGACAUGGAUCCAAUGCUUGUACCUGAAGGAUAUGUUUUUGUGAUGGGAGAUAAUCGCAACAACAGUUUUGAUUCUCACAACUGGGGUCCACUUCCCGUCGAGAACAUUGUUGGUAGAUCGGUAUUCAGAUACUGGCCACCGUCGAAAGUUUCCGAUACCACCACUGGCAGCAAAAAUGCAGGCAAAGAGUAUGAAAAAGUUAUUCGCCAUAUCCUACUGAUCGAUUGCAACGAGCCAAAGGAGAUGAAGAUUCACCGUCGGACGCCAUUGCUCUUCUUUCUCCUUCAACUUCAAAUCGCCUCCUCGCUCUGCUCAAACAGCGAUAAUAAUCUCUUGCAGGAUGUUUUGAAGCAAAUAGCGGGGAAGCAGGGUUGGGAUUUAGAGGAAAUGAGAAUCUCGAAACUGGAUGUUGGGACUCUGAGGUUUGGAUGUGCGGAGAGCUAUGAAAUUCAUCUGGAAUUGGGGAAAACUCGGCUGUUGGCGAAAUUUUCUGACGAGGUUUCUUCGUGGAGAAAGCCGAGUUAUGGCAAUGAGACUAGCUUCGGAUCCUUAAUUAAUGACAUCGCUUCAAUUGCUGCAAUUAGGUCAUUCAAAAUUGUGGGUCCUUUUGAAUUGAUGGUUGAAGGGGACGCCCAGCUUUCUCUCUUUUUACCAAAGAAUGCUACUCAUGUUGGUCUUAAACGAAUUCUGGUGGGAGAAGGCAUCACAGUAGAAGUUAGUGAAGCUGAGGAGGUCUCUGUGUUUUAUUCGUCUGAUCUUGCCAGGUUACUGGACCAAACCAGAAUGACCAAUGGGAAAACAAAAUUUUACCCUUUCUGGCUUCCAUUUUGCUUACCUUUGCUUCCUAUCCGCAUACUCGGGUCUGUAACAUUGUCUGCUUACAGGACACGAAAUCCCGAUGAUUACAUAAGAACUACCUUUCUUUCCAAGGAUUCAAUUGAGUUAUUGCCAGACAAGUGCUAUGGUAGAAAUACUUACACAAAGAAGUCUCCCCUACUUGAUUCCUUAAAACUGCGGUUUAACACAUUGGAAAGUGUUCUUCAACGUCACUUCAGUAAUAGGAUCCUUCAAAACAGCUUUCUGGGCUUUGUUAAAGUUAAGAUGAGAGCAUCGGUUGUCGUUUGGUUUCAGCUAGAAGUAGAAAGUAAUAUUGGAACGAAUAGUAGUCGCUAUGCUAAAUUGACAGAGUGGAGAACCAGGCCGGCGGUUGAACGAGCUGUGUUUGAAGUAUUGGCCAGGGUGAAUGCAUUGACAUUGAGGCUGAAGUCUCUCACAGUUAAGAAGUUGAAGCCUUUGAUCGUGGCAGAUUCGAUCGAAUGGAGGUAUCUGCUGCCAAAUAUAUCCUUCACCAAGUUUCCAUCUUUGCGUGUUCGUCCCGAAGCUCUAACGCUGGAUGUCAAAUGGUAGUCAGAACAGUUUUCGUCGAGAUUCUUUUUCUUCACAGAUAAAGGUAAUAUCCCUCACUUUUUGGCAAGCUUCCUUGUUUAUAUAUCUGGUGGAUGUAUAUUGUAAAUGAACAGUACAUAUUUUUCUUGCACAAUGCUACUGGUGGUUACUAGUUAAUACAGCAAUAGAAGCAUUACAUAGUUUUUAGGUUUGAAUGUAGAGAACAAUCACACACAGAGAUGUAAUAAACUAGUUUCUGUAUAUAUGCAUAUUUGCAUCUAUGGUUCAGUUCUGUA
Momordica charantia (bitter melon) is the source of this 2849-nucleotide messenger RNA. NCBI's taxonomy places the organism in Eukaryota, Viridiplantae, Streptophyta, Magnoliopsida, Cucurbitales, Cucurbitaceae. The record is from RefSeq and is a predicted model, not a curated record.